Molecule: messenger RNA, 2655 nt
Organism: Lotus japonicus
Lineage: Eukaryota; Viridiplantae; Streptophyta; Magnoliopsida; Fabales; Fabaceae
Product: sister chromatid cohesion protein PDS5 homolog A-like
Exons: 6
Coding region: 701-1060 (119 amino acids)
Biological process (GO): DNA repair; mitotic sister chromatid cohesion
Cellular component (GO): chromatin; nucleus
Source: RefSeq, a predicted model, not a curated record
ACUCAUUCACUUCUUCAUCACCUCUCAAUUGUUAGGUUAAGAGAGAUCUCACUAUAAGGUGAAGGAGUGCUUCAAUGAUGAAAAACGAGAAAGUAACUUCUGAAGAUCAGCACGUGGAACGGUAAAGGCAAGUGACUAAGUAAAGAGAAAGAGACUCUAAAGAGAAAUCAACAAAGGUGUACAAAAUCAAGAAAUUAUCUCAAUCGCUAAUCAUCAUUUCUUGGCAUAUUCCACACAUGGAUGGUCUGAAGAAGAAUCUAUCUCAAUCAUCAAAGAAAACAAUGUAUAUUGAUCCAUUGUCCAUACGGAUUUCAUCGUCUGACCAUAACACUUGUCAAAUGUCUUAUUAUAAAAUUCACAACAUAAAUCCAUUUCAAAAGCAUCGUUUGAAGUUUGAAGUAACUAGCCUCCUCUCUCUGUCACCCGUUUCGUUCGUGUGUUUUCUCGGAUCUCGUUACAGUAGAGGAGCGAUUCACCGCCGCAUUCCGGCGUCCGUCGAGAGAGCCCGGAGCUAGAAUCAUUUCUUUGGUUUCCGAUAGAUACUCCUUCUCGAUCUCACAUGAACAUGAACAUGAACCUUCUCUAUCUGGUUCAGUCGCAGUCAUGCUCUUCUGGCCAAUAAUCGUUGAUCGGAGAAACCUCCACGGCAACGGCAACGGUGGAAGGAGGCACGAGUCGCGUGACCAACAGCAGCGGAACCAUGAUUUCGAGGUGGUGGUAUGCUGUGCAUGCUCUAGCUGCAAUAACAAAGGAUGAUGGCCUCAAGUCUCUCUCUGUUCUUUACAAGAGGCUUGUAGAUAUGCUUGAGGAGAAAACACAUCUACCUGCAGUAUUGCAGUCUCUGGGGUGUAUAGCACAGACUGCAAUGCCUUUAUUUGAAACUAGAGAGAGUGAAAUUGAAGAAUUUAUUAUAAACAAGAUUCUGAAAAGUGAUAGUAAAGCGGAUCAUACAGCAUCAUGGGAUGAUAGAAGUGAUCUUUGCGUGUUGAAGAUAUAUGGCAUCAAAACUAGUGAAAAGCUACUUGCCAAUCAAAGAUGCUCUUGUUCGUCCUGGUAUUGAUGGUCUUCUGGAUAUCCUGCGAAACAUGCUAUCAUAUGGUGAAAUAUCAAAGGACCUAAAGUCAAGCUCAGUUGAUAAGGCCCACUUGAGGCUUACUUCUGCAAUGGCAAUUCUUCGUUUGUCAAGGCUCUGGGAUCAUAAGAUACCUGCUGAUAUUUUCCACUUAACUUUAAGGACAUCAGAGGUAGGUUCCUCCCUCCGUUUACUUUAUAUCUUUAGCAUUUAUGAUUUGUUUACCACAUUGAAAAGUCAAGAAACUAGAGUCAAGUUUCAUGAUUUUGGGAUUUCCUAUAAUAGAAAAUGCAAUUAAAUAAGACUAAUUCAAGGAAUAUAAUCUGUUUCAAAGUAUUUCCUUAAGAAACUAGCACAGUUUUUUCAACUCCCCCUUCAUGCUGGUGAAUAGGUGAUGCAUUCUCCAUUCCCAGCUUGAGUAUAAUAUUAUGAAACGCUGGAUUACACAAUCCUAUAUUGAGUAUGUCGCAAAACUGACCUUGGGUAGACAGACACACAGGGUAUAAAAUUAAAUAGGAACAUCUAAUUUUUCUUUCUUAUUUUCACCUUUUCCAUUUGUAUUGCUGCAUGUCCUUUUUUGUAUUACAAUUUUUCCAGUGUCCUUUUUCUUUUAUAGAUUGUAUUUAGGAACAAAACCUUGUAAUAUUAGAUCAUUUGUCUUAGGUUGAGUUGUAAUUUUUCUUUUUCUCUCUUGAUAGACUUUGGACUUUCUUUUUUGGAUCCUUUGGUUGAUCUAUGUUGUUUGAUUUCUUUGUUUGUGUGGGUGAGUUGAGAAAUUGUACACUAUUAUAAAUAAGAUCCUUUAGAGUGAUCCUCCAAGAAUACUUGCUUUGGUUGCUUUAUAGUUAUUUUCUCGCCUAGUAUAUCUUCAUGAUGGUCGAUGCUAUUAGUGUCUUUGUCUUAUUAUUUAAACUGACAUUUGUAUUGCUGUAUGUUUUAGUUCUUUGUAUUACAAUUUUUCCAAUGUCCUUUUUCUUUUAAAGAUUGUAUUUAGGAACAAAACCUUGUAAUUUUAGAUCAUUUGUCUUAGGUUUUGAGUUGUAAUUUUUCUUUUUCUCUCUUGAUAGACUUUGGACUUUAUUUUUUGGAUCCUUUGGUUGAUCUUUAUUGUUUGAUUUCUUUGUUUGUGUGGGUGAGUUGAGACAUUGUACACUAUUAUAAAUAAGAUCCUUUAGAGGGAUCCUCCAAGAAUACUUGCUUUGGUUGCUUUGUAGUUAUUUUCUCGCCUAGUAUAUCUUCAUGAUAGUCGAUGCUAUUAGUGUCUUUGUCUUAUUAUUUAAACUGACAUUUGUAUUGAUGUAUGUUUUAGUUCUUUGUAUUACAAUUUUUCCAAUGUCCUUUUUCUUUUAUAGAUUGUAUUUAGGAACAAAACCUUGUAAUUUUAGAUCAUUUGUCUUAGGUUUUGAGUUGUAAUUUUUCUUUUUCUCUCUUGAUAGACUUUGGACUUUAUUUUUUGGAUUCUUUGGUUGAUCUUUAUUGUUUGUUUUCUUUGUUUGGGUGGGUGAGUUGAGACAUUGUACACUAUUAUAAAUAAGAUCAUUUAGAGUGAUCCUUCAGGCAUUCUUGCUUUGGAUGCUUUAUAA